Molecule: messenger RNA, 4448 nt
Organism: Pelodiscus sinensis (Chinese soft-shelled turtle)
Lineage: Eukaryota; Metazoa; Chordata; Testudines; Trionychidae
Source: RefSeq, a predicted model, not a curated record
AGGGGAGAGGGGACCUCCGCGCCUGCCCCUCUCCGCGCCGCGGGCUCCCCUGACUCAGCCUCCAGGCUCAGCCCCCCCUGCCCUGCAAGGCUGUGGCUGUCAAUCAGGCAGAGGGGGUGGGGCCAGCAGAUGGGGCUCCACCCCUCCCUGCCCUCCCCGGUAGCAGCAGGUUUGAAGCACAGUUCCAUUGAGCAACUUUUUUUCCCCCUCCCCAGCUAUGGAGGUGGGGGCUGCCGGCAGGCUGCGGCCGCUGCCCAGGAGUUGGGCUGCUCCUGUGGGCUGCUGAGUGGCUCGUGUCCAUGGACUCCUCCGGGGGAAGGAUUUGUUAACAGGAAAAAGAAAAGGGGGGGAAGCCCCUAGAGCCCAGCAGCAGCCUCCAACGUGACCCCCCCCGGCAGGGGGGACACGACCCUGCAGGCCGGACAAUGACCAGCCUCUCCUUUGAGGACACGUCCCUGGACAGCCUGGACCCUUCCUUGACUCUGCAGGAAUCCAGCGAAAUAGACACAGCCCUGCUGAGCGACAUCGAUGCGGCGUCCCACGUCCAGUUCACCCCACAGUCCUUGGCAGGCUACCAGAGUCAGCACGGCUUCACUGCAAUACAGCCCGGAGGGGCUGCCCCAUCCCCGCCCAGCCUCCCUCACUCCCCUCCGCAGAUCCAGCCCGUCACCCUGCAGGGUCAAGUCCAGAACAUCUCAGCCCAACAGCUGCUGGCUACAGCCACCAUGGGCACCACCCACACCGUCUCCUCCCAGAUCCAGCAAGUCCCGGUCCUGCUGCAGCCCCACUUCAUCAAGGCCGAGUCCCUGUUCCUGACGGCUGUCUCCGGGGCAAAGACCUCCACCCACACGUCGCUGGCCACCACGGCGGCCGUCCAGUCUGCACCGCUGCAGGUCCCGGCCCUGGUGAGCGGCGGCACCAUCCUGGCCACCGUGCCGCUGAUGGUGGAUACCGACAAGCUGCCCAUUAACCGGCGGGCGGCCAGCGGGAAGCCGGCCGUGGUGCAGAACAAGGGCGAGAAGCGGACGGCGCACAACGCCAUCGAGAAGCGCUACCGCUCCUCCAUCAACGACAGGAUCAUGGAGCUCAAGGACCUGGUGGUGGGCUCGGAGGCCAAGCUGAACAAGUCGGCCAUUCUGCGGAAGACGAUCGACUACAUCCGCUUCCUGCGGCAGAGCAACCAGAAGCUGAAGCAGGAGAACCUGACCCUCAGGAUGGCCGCUCAGAGCAACAAGUCCCUGAAGGACCUGGUGGCCACAUGCAGCGGGAAGCCGGACGUGCCCAUGGAGGAGACGAAGCCGGAGAUGAUGGACAUGCUGACGCCCCCGCCCUCGGACGUGGGCUCCCCCUCCCACAGCAGCCCCCUCUCGCUGAGCUGCGGCAGCAGCAACAGCAGCGACUCGGAGCCCGAGAGCCCACUGUUCGAGGAGACCAAGGGGUAAAAGGAGCAGCAGCUGCUGUCCCCUGGCAGCCUGGGCAUGCUGGAUCGCUCGCGCAUGGCGCUCUGCGCCUUCGUCUUCCUCUGCCUCUCCUUCAACCCCCUGGCCUCCCUGCUGAGAGGCGCCAGCCCCGAGGGCGCCCCAGAGAGCAGGGGCUCCCUCAGCCUCGGCAGGAACAUAAUGGGCCAGCCGGAUGCCGGAGACGAGGCCUCGAGCUGGCCCACUCUGAUCUUCUGGGGGCUCAAUGUGCUCGUCGUGCUGGGAGCCUUCGUCCGGCUCUUCAUCUACGGCGAGCCGGUCACCCGCCCCUACUCGGAGUCGUCCGUCCUCUUCUGGAGGCACCGCAAGCAGGCGGACCUGGACCUGGCGCGGGGGGACUUCGCCCAGGCCUCCCAGCGGCCUGCCCUGAAGGCCCUGGGCCGCCCGCUCCCCACCUCCAACUUCGACCUGACCUGCAGCCUCAUGUGGAACCUGAUCCGCCACCUGCUGCAACGCCUGUGGGUGGGGCGCUGGCUGGCUGGGCGAGCCGGAGGCUUCCGGCGAGACCGCGAGCUGAAGGCUGACGUGCGCAAGAGCGCCCGUGACGCGGCCCUGGUCUACCACAAGCUGCACCAGCUGCACAUGACCGGGAAGCACGUUGGGGGCCACCUCUCUGGCAUCAACAUGGCGCUGAGGGCGGUCUCCGUGGCGACGCUUGCCGAGAUCUACGUGGCCGCGGCGCUUCGUGUGAAGACCAGCCUUCACCGGUGCGUCCACUUCCUGGCGCGCCCCUUCCUGUGCAGCGCCCGGCAGGUGUCCCUGUCGCACAGCGGCACCGUGCCCCCGGCCCUGCAGUGCUUCGUCGAUGGAGACUGGUCUGUGAAGGGCACCCCGAGGGACAGCAUCUACAGCUCCACCGGCAACCCAGUGGACCCCCUGGCUCAGGUGACCCAGCUGUUCCGUGAGCACCUGCUGGAGAAGGCUCUGUGCUCCGUGGCCAUGCCGGAGCCCAGCCCACCGGCCACCCACACAGAAGGGGAGUUCUCCGAUGCCCUGGAGUACUUGCAGCUGCUCAACGGAUGCUCAGACGCGGCCGACGCCCCCAACUGCACCCUCUCCAUCAGCUCCGACAUGGCGGCCGGCACAGGUGAGGCCAUCGCGGAUCAGUGCAGAUGGGGCGGGGGGCCGGCGCCGAGAGGCUGGGCGGAUGCUGCCAUUGGGGCUCUGACGGGAGCACGCGGCACCUGGGGUGUCCAGGUUAAGCUGAGCGCGGUGACCUGGGGGAGCUGUGAGAAUUACUGGAGGCCCCUGCCCAGGGCAGCGCUGCACUCCUUCAAGGCCGUGCGAGCCCUGCUGGGAAAGCAGGACAGCAGCCAGGCCAGCCUGGGCCAGUGCGAGAAAGCCAGCGGCUCCCCGCGGGACAGCCGGCGGCGCCUGGCCCAGACCUUCCGGCCAGCCAUGCGCCGGGUGUUCCUGCAUGAAGCCACCGCCAGGCUGAUGGCCAGAGCCAGCCCCACCAGGACCCACCAGCUGCUGGACCGCAGCCUGCGCAGGAGAGGGGCUCAAGCCAACAAAGCAGGUGAGGGGGCGGCCCUGCUGAGGGCUUGCUGCUACCUCCCGCCCAGCUUCCUCUCCGCGCCCGGCCAGCGCGUAGGCAUGUUGUCCGAGGCCGCCCGCACCCUGGAGAAGCUGGGCGACAAACGGACGCUUCACGACUGCCAGCAGAUGAUCAUCAAACUGGGCAGCGGCACCACGGUCACCACUGGAUAGCGUCGCGGCCGGAGAGCCAUGGACCGCGGGGGCGGGAAGGCCGCUGCUCGGCUGGGCCCGGCCUCCGCUGCUCCCUCUGAGCGGCUGUGUCAUGGCCAACGUGUCUCCUUGCUUCAUUGCCAGGAGGGCUUGUCAUUACCACUGGGGGCCGGGGCAAGGGCGCUGGGAGCCUGGACUCUCUUCGCUGACCCUGGGCAAAUCACUUCGCUGACCCUGUGCCUCAGUUUCCCCAUGGGUGUAGUACCCUUUGCUAGCCUGGGGGUGCUGGCUGUGGAGCGGUGUUGCAGGCAGAGCGUUACGGGGGUGGCGCGAAGCAGGCUCUGGGGGCUGAGCAUGGGGGCUGGGACAUUGGCUGGGGGUGCCCUUGCUCCCCAGCCUACUGCUGAAACCUGGCCUCCUGCACACACGCACUGUGGGGUCCAACUGGCCCCAGCUAGAAGUUCGCCCCCAGCAUGUGGGGACUGCCAGGCGCUCUGUGGCCCAGGCUCUGCAGCCUGCUGAGCACUCGCCCUUGGAGCCACUGGCGCUGGGGGACAGCCAGGCCCUUGUUGUUACGGUCUUAUGGGCCAUGGGACCGGCACAGGCCUGGGUGUGCUCUUCUCCUGCCCUUGCCCUCCGCCCCUCUGCCCCACUGCCCUUCCCUCCAUGCCCCCAGCCGCUGAGGGUGGGCACUGGGACCUCUAGUGGCACCUUCUCUGCUUUGCAGUAUUGGUCCAUUUCUCCAGCCUUCUCCCGUGCCUCCUCCAGACAGCCAGUUCCGGGUUGAUGCCCCGGCCUUCCCCCUCCCUUCCCCGUUGGAAGGCCCCUGACUCCCUGCAUCAGCAGCUGGCAGAGCCCUGGGCACCAGCUCAAGGGGCUUCAGGGAAAAAGAAGAGCCGGGUGGAGGUGGGGGCAGCCUUCGGUGAUCCUGGGGGAGAGCGAUCGCAGGGGUGGGGCCGGGCACAGAGCCCCGGGCUCCAUGUUGGCUUGGUCUGGCAUGCUACCCACAGGGCUGGGGCUGUGUUUGCAGAAGGGCUCAGUGUUAGUGCUGGGGGGGGAGGUCUGGGGUGGGCAGCACCCCCCGCGGGGGGGCCGCAUCAGCGUGCUCCUGCUCCGGCAUGGGGGCGGCCACGUGCCAGGACUCGCAGUACUGUACCUCGCCGCCCCGCCCCGCCCUGGCGUUUCCUUUCUACCGGUUAUUUUCAUAGUUGGAGAGUUUUUUGUACAGAUGAUUAAAGUUGCUUAUUUAUAACCGUGCCUGUGCUGGCUGGGGGGCGCUGU